Megalobrama amblycephala (Wuchang bream) is the source of this 2630-nucleotide messenger RNA. RefSeq names its product hereditary hemochromatosis protein homolog. NCBI's taxonomy places the organism in Eukaryota, Metazoa, Chordata, Actinopteri, Cypriniformes, Xenocyprididae. Bases 1647 to 2420 code for a protein of 257 amino acids. Gene Ontology annotation, biological process: immune response. The transcript has 6 exons. Gene Ontology annotation, cellular component: external side of plasma membrane. The record is from RefSeq and is a predicted model, not a curated record.
CUCAACCUGCUGGAUAGUUUUAUUUAACCCAACUAUUUUUUAAAAAUUACUUUAUGUCUGGCUUAAAAUGAACCCAAAAUAGGUUGGAAAUUGAAAAUCAGACACAUAAUUUUUGCUAUAAAACUCUUACGGCAAACAUGUCUUCUAAUAUCCUCAAUUGUUGCGUAUACCAAGCUGCAGUGGACACAUUUGUAAACGAAUCUACUUGGUCCCAUUGUGCAAGCGGUCUCUUUAAUACCACAUGCUUUAUAUACAUGUUGCUGAUUGGGCUGACAUUUUUGACACACUCACCAAUCAAGAGCAAGUAGGCUCGUUUGAGAUUAGCAAAAUCUGCGCAGAACCGAUCACUGUGAUCACUGCGAGAUGCAUGCCAGUUAAAAUGUGUCUGAGGGUGGGCCGCCUUGUUCUGAUGUCAUGUCGACAUGAGGAGGCCUCAUCGGAUUCUGCAGUCAAGCGCAGUUGCUCUCCACCGACUGCGCUGACCAAAAGAAUGAUGGGAAACGACUUGCUGACGACAUAGCUUAUUAUGUGUAUAAAUUAUGUGUGAAUAUUCAUAAAGUCCCCAUUUAAUAUCUCAUUGAGCAGCUGUACUGUUCACUCUUUAAGUCCAGGAAGAAGGUGCAGUUGGAAUCUUAGAUCCGUGUUGGUGUUAUCUACUCAACCCCUCUUCCUCCUCUUUUUAUUUAUUUUUACCCAUCUAUUAUUUAUUAUUGUUAUUUGUUUUAUUUUUUAUAUAUGCAAACCCUGGUUUUGUAUAUAGUUAAGCUGUCACACAUGUUGACCAUGUUCUUUUCUGCAAUAAAAAAAUAAUCACAAAAAAAUAUUCAUAAAGUCUCUGACAGUGCGAUUUCUCUAUGGGUUAUGGAAUUUUUGUAAUAUUUAUAAAAAUAUAUAAAAACAUGUCUGUAGUUAAAAUAAAAAUGAUUGAUACACAUGCCUUUCGAUUGGAAAUAAAUAAGUUUGUGGGUGUCUUGUUCAUUAUAUUUAUUUUCAUAUAAAAGCAACAGAACUUUACUUACCAGCAACACAGCUCACAAGUGUGAAUCCUGCGAUAUUCACCAUUGAUCUCGUAGAUGUCUGAUUUAUUAUUGUAUUUUAUUGGCAAAAUAUUUUAGUUUGUGUAGUAUAAGUUUUGAUUAGAUCAGAUAACAUUUUAAGCUGUAAUAUGGUUGUGUUACAAUGUGCCCCUCAUGUUACACUGUGCCCCACCAAAGGGGCAUCUGUUCACUUCCCUUCUUUCUGGGUAAAUCAUGAAAAAAAUAUACACUGUAUUAAUGAAACAAGACCAUAUAUUUACAUAAACCAAGAAAGUAAAAAAGUGUUAGGUUGUGCCCUGCUCCUCCUACUCAUAUAAUUUUCAUGCUGAAUAAAAGUGAGUCAUUGCCAAGAUUCCAAGGCUUAUAUUAAAAAUAAAUGCAGGAUAAAGCUUAAAAGUUUUAUUGUAUACAGUUUCAAAUAUACUAUAGAAACAGAAAGUUACUACUUAUUCAUAAUAAAUAAAAAUAUAUGUAUGACUCCAAUGCACAGUAGGAUAUUAUAAUUCAGAGACAAAAAUCUAUGUCGCAAGAGGGAAUACUACAAAUGAAGAUGAUGUAGUGGAUCCAAAUCACCUCAGUACUAUAAGUGACUAUGUGAGUGCUCAUUUUAUGAGAAGAUCAAAUCAUCUGAGACCCAUCAACAAUACAGAAAGUCAUGUAGUUUAUCAGGUGAUGAAUCUUUGUGAACAGAGAGACAAUAAACCUACACAAAUGAUCAUGAAAGCUGCUUUUAGAGGCUCUACAACUGACGAACUGCGUUUUCUUGAUGGGAAAUUCACAUAUCAGAACUCACUCAAUUAUACGGCACAAGAAAUAAAACCUUAUCUAGAACUGGCCAUGUGGCGUCUUGAGACGGUAUACUACCCAGCCUGCAUAGAAACCCUGCAGAAUUGCCUUAAAAAGAGAGGAACUCAAGUAAAAAGAAAAGUGAAACCGCGAGUCAGACUCAUUCAGAAAGCAAACUCAGAUUCUGGAGGGUUUCGUGUGAGUUGUUUGGCGACAGGAUUUUACCCUCGUCACAUCAACCUGACCCUGUUCAGAGAUGGACAGCCUGUAUCUGAUCAUGAGAUCACUGGAGGAGAUCUGCUGCCCAAUGGUGACGGGACGUACCAGAUGAGGAAGAGUCUGGAGAUCAGUGCAGACGAACACAAAUACACCUGCUCUGCCACACACCUCAGUCUGGACAACAAACUGGACGUCACUUUGGAGUAUGAUCAUGGAGAACCAUUUAAAUCAGUGAUUCCUUCAGUUCUGACGGUUCUUUUGGCUCUGAUGAUUGUAUUUGGAGCUGCAGCUUUUAUAUGGAAAAGACGACGUGCAGACUCCUUAAAAAAUGGUUAUUCUUCUCCUUCAAAUGUUUGUGCUAAAAUACCACCGAGUUAGAUAACACACAGCACAAUAACUUCCUUGAACACACGUGAGGGCAUCUGAUCUUAGGAAACAUUUGAGUAAAUAUAACCCAAGCCCAUGUUUGUAUCUCGAAUGGGGCUUGAAAGGCACAACGCAGGGGAUUUUCAUGGCAAAACUGAUGCUCGCCGUAUGAUGCCGCAUGUAUGAAACUCUACACACAGGUCUGAAAAUAUUCUGAACUAA